AUGGCGUCCAUGGUCGGGAAGUUUGCUGCCAAAAAGCUCAUGGCUGGGCAGCUCGAGAAACAUAAGAAGAAAGAUGCCGCAGGUCCAUAUGACCCAUACUACGCUCGCAUCGAAAACCGAAAGCGACCGGGGCGCUUCAAGAAAGUCAAGAAGCAAAUCCCCGACUAUAUUCCAGAAAACGAUGCCAGGAUCCUCGCCAAAACCCGUCGCCGCGCAUAUCUCCUCGAUUGCUGCCUGUUCAACAUCUUUGGCAUCCGCUUCGGAUGGAGCUCCGUCAUCGGCAUCAUCCCGGCGAUCGGCGACGCCUUCGAGGUCAUCCUCGCCCUGAUGCUGUUCAAAGCCUGUCUCGGUGUCAAAGGCGGUCUGACCAACGCCACGAAAGCGCACAUGCUCUUCAACAUCAUCGUGGACUUCGGCGUCGGCCUUAUCCCUUUCGUCGGUGACCUCGCCGACGCCGCGUACAAGUGCAACUCCAAGAACGUGCGCCUCUUGGAAGAGCACCUCGACAAGAAAUACAAGCCGGACACCGUGCGCAAGCGGCAUAAGGAGCAGGCGCGCCUGUCGGGCUUGGUGGAGUAUCCUCCGGCCACGGAAUUCGAGGACUUCGAGGACGAGGAGGAAGAGCGGCGCGCUGCCAUGACCGCCGGCAACCGGGAGGAAAGUCCCGCCCGCCAGGAACCGCGGCGGCCGGACCCAGCCCGCGUGUCGAAGCCCGCGCGUGGCGAGCCGCAGAGAAGUGGGACGAGUCGGUGGAUGGGCGGCGGCGAUCGGACCCGGCCGUCAAAUACCGAGAUGCAAGAGACUGGGACUCGUCCAGCACGAUAG
Molecule: messenger RNA, 825 nt
Organism: Eremomyces bilateralis CBS 781.70
Lineage: Eukaryota; Fungi; Ascomycota; Dothideomycetes; Eremomycetales; Eremomycetaceae
Exons: 2
Coding region: 1-825 (274 amino acids)
Source: RefSeq, a predicted model, not a curated record